Molecule: messenger RNA, 1008 nt
Organism: Sinocyclocheilus rhinocerous
Lineage: Eukaryota; Metazoa; Chordata; Actinopteri; Cypriniformes; Cyprinidae
Product: BTB/POZ domain-containing protein KCTD6-like
Exons: 1
Coding region: 1-687 (228 amino acids)
Biological process (GO): protein homooligomerization
Molecular function (GO): protein binding
Source: RefSeq, a predicted model, not a curated record
AUGAUGGAUACGGUUACCCUAAACGUUGGCGGCCAUUUGUACACCACGUCACUCUCCACCCUCCAGCGUUAUCCAGACUCUAUGUUGGGCGCCAUGUUUCGUGGUGAUUUUCCCACUACACGAGACGCCCAGGGCAACUAUUUUAUAGAUCGAGAUGGUCCUCUAUUCCGUUACAUCUUAAAUUUUUUACGAACCUCGAAACUGACGCUACCAUGUGACUUCAAAGAAACAGAGCUCCUUCGGAAGGAAGCAGACUUCUAUCAGAUAGAGCCCCUGAUCCAGUGUUUAGGAGACACCAAACCCCUUUAUCCACUGGACACUUUUGAGCAAGUGGUAGAACUUUCAAGUACUCGUAAGCUGUCCAAGUACUCAAACCCGGUGGCAGUCAUUAUCACCCAACUCACCGUCACCACCAAAGUUCAUGCAUUACUCGAAGACAUCUCCAACAACUUCACCAGAUGGAAUAAACACAUGAUGGACACCAGAGACUUUCAAAUGUCCUUUACCUUUGGACCAUGUGACUACCACCAAGAGGUUUCCCUUCGGGUGCAUCUGGUAGAGUACAUCUCCAAGCAAGGCUUCACGAUUCGCAACACACGGGUGCAUCACAUGAGUGAACGCGCCAAUGAGAAUACAGUAGAACAUCAUUGGACGUUUUGUAGAGUUGCGCAGAAGGUUGAGGACUGAUUGAUGCUGCAUUGAUGUCUGAAUAUUAACCAUAUUUAUUGGUAAUAUUCAGAGCAACUUGAGAAAUUACGAGUUUAACAAAGAUGUGAGUGAUUUUUAAUACCUGUGAACUUAUAAUUAAGGUAAUUCCAAAUUACUUGAAUGCACCACAUCUCCACUGCAGAUCCUGGUUCAGGGUAACCAAUAAUGAACACAAUUAAAAUGUUUUCUGUUGUAUGUAUUUUGUCCUAUAGUGUUUUAUGCGUCUUCUCACCCACUUCAGAUGUUUAUGGGUGAAAGGAACCUGAACAAUUUCUAUAAGUACUAUAUACCGCAUAUACU